GCGUGGCGCGUUUGAUUGACAUGGCGGAGCCUCGCUAGCACUAGUCCGCGUCGCGCCGCGCCAGCAGACUGGCGAGCAGGCAGGCAGGCGAGCUCCGGAGCCUGGGAAUUAAAAAAAAAAAAAAAUCUAUACACGCACAUACCGCCACCAUCACCAAGACGAAACGAGAAAGGCAGCCCACGUCGCGGUCCCGUCUCCACGUUGUUUCAUUCGCAGCGAGGUAGGGCAGUUGAGUGAAUUUCUCCAUGAAUGUACGUCACAAUGAUGAUGACAGACCAGAUUCCACUGGACUUGGCUCCGCCGCCUCUCCUGAAUGGGGAGGUCCCGCUCAUGCCGCACAUGGUUAACGGUGACGCAGCGCAGCAGGUUAUCCUGGUACAGGUGAACCCGGGGGAGACGUUCACCAUCCGGGCGGAGGACGGCUCGCUGCAAUGCAUCCAGGGUCCUGCCGAGGUCCCCAUGAUGUCCCCCAACGGUUCCAUCCCGCCCAUCCAUGUGCCGCCAGGAUAUAUCUCACAGGUCCUGGAAGAUACCACCGGGGUCCGCCGGGUGGUGGUGACCCCCCAGUCUCCAGAGUGCUAUCCCCCAUCGUACUCCCCCGCGUUGUCGCCCACGCACCACCUGCCCCCCUACCUGGCCCACCCCCACUUCAUCCCCAACUCCCACUCGUUCUACCCGCCCGUCAGCCCCGGCGAGCUGACCCACCACCAGUACUACCAGCACCACCUCCCCCCCAUGUACGGCGACCCAGAAAUCAUGCCGGUGUUCGGCAUUUCCAACUUUAUCCGAGAGGAGACGUACGGGAAGCCGCAGCCCAAGAAGAUCAAGGAACAGAGGCAACUGGAGCGACAGAACCGGCUCAACUCGCCGCCCUCCAGCCUUUAUAAAGGCAGCCUGGGGCCGGCCCACAACGGUUACAGCAAGUCCCACGCGCCAUCACUCGGGUCAGUGGGGUCAGGCGGCGGCAGUCCAGGUAGCAAGAAACCGGAGAGGCGGCUUCGCAGCAGUCCACGCAAUGGUGAACCGGAGGCACACCCGCAAGAUCAUGACUCAGAGACCAAACGUGUUCAAGACAUGUUGUCUACAAUCGACAAACCACAGGUGUCCAAUCUGCAGGCCCGAGCUGUGCGACUCUCUUGGGCGCCCCCCGCAGGCCUUGCAAGCCGGCACAGCAACGGCAUGCCCAUGUCGUGCUCCUACGAGUUGUCCCUCUCGGAUAAAGGGCGAGACGGGAAGUUUCGCCUCAUCUACAGUGGUGAAGAACUCGAGUAUCAUCUCAAAGAUCUGAGGCCAGCGACCGACUACCACGUACGGGUGUGCGCCACAUACAACUCGGUGCGCGGCUCGUGCUCCGAGGCGUGCACGUUCACCACGCAUUGCAGCGUCAGCGUUCCCGACGUCCCACUCGCCCCCAGGCUUUCCCACCGCACCAAAAGCACCCUCACUUUACAGUGGAAGCCGCCAGGCGACAACGGAUCCAAAAUCACAAACUACCUGCUUGAGUGGGACGAGGGGAAGAAAAACAGCGUGUUCCGGGAAUGUUACUUCGGGAGCCAGCGACACUGUAAGCUGACGCGGCUGUUCCCCGCCUGCGCUUACACCUUCAGGGUGGCGGCGCACAGCGACAUCGGCACAAGCGGCUUCAGCUCCGAGGCGGUCUUCUACACCAUGGGCACGCUGCCCGCGCUGCCUCUGGCUCCGCGUCUGGUGAGGGCCGGCGUGUCCUGGGUCACCCUGGAGUGGGGGCGGCCCGAGGGCAGCCCCGGCGAGGAGCAGCUGAAAUACACCCUGGAGAUCCAGGAGGACAACAGCGGAGCGGAGUUUCACCCGAAGUACACUGGAGAAAACUUGACUUGUACUGUACAAGGCCUGAAGAGGAGCACGCAGUAUAAAUUCAGGCUGAUUGCGUCGAACGUGGAGGGCAAAAGCAGUCCCAGCGAGGUGCUGGUGUGCACCACCAAUCCCGACAAGCCGGGGCCGCCGUCCACGCCGCGCGUCGUGGCGUCGACGCCUUACGCCCUCAGUGUCACAUGGGAUCCUCCGCAGGACAACGGCGGCUCUGAAGCGCUCACGUAUUUGUUGGAGAUUAGCGAGGGAUGCUCAGAAGCCGAUCAAUGGGAGGUGGCGUACAGCGGACCGGCCACAGAGUGCGUGUGCGAGCGCCUGGCCCCGGGCAGCAUGUACCGCCUGCGCGUCUGCAGCAUCACCACCGGGGGGCACAGUCAGUGCACUGUUGGCAUUCCGGUGCGCACGUUAAGCGUUCCACCCGGGCCCUGCCAGCCGCCGAAGAUUGUGGGUAAAGCCAAGCACAAGGAGGUCCAGUUAGAAUGGGAGUCCCCCGCCGCCAAUGGUGCAAGCGAGGUGUACAUGUUCAGCCUGGAGAUGAGCGAGGGCGACGCCCAGCCGGCCCAAGUGUUCCACGGGGCGGAGCUGCAGUGCACCGUGGGUAGUCUGCUGCCCGGCGCCACCUACAGUUUCCGGCUGAGGGCUGCCAAUGAGGCUGGGUUUGGCGAGUACUCCCAGCCAACGGUGGUCACGACCGCAGCGGGUCCUCCAGGCCAGUGCGGGCCGCCACUUAUCACGCUUGCCAGCAACACCAGCGUGUCGCUCAACUGGGAGAGUCCCGAGGGCUCGGGCAGCGACAUCUCGGAGUAUCUUCUGGAAUGGGGCCGGGAAGACGAGCCCAUGGAGUUGAUCUACUGCGGCUCGGCCACGCAGUGCGAAGUGUCCGACCUCACGCCCGCCACCAGCUACUGCUGCAGGUUACAGGCUGUCAAUCAGGCGGGGUCGGGGCCUCACAGCGAGCAGGUCAGUUUCCAGACACCGGCGACCAUUCCCGACGCCAUCUCCUCGCUCAGCCUCCUGGACCCGCCGGCCUCGUCGGAGUCGGGACAGUCGCGCGCCACCUGCCUCUUCCUCAAGUGGGAGGAGCCAAACAGCAACGGGGCGGAAAUCUCAUCGUACAUCAUCUCUCUGGAUGAGCGGACCAUCACGGUGGAGCCGGCGACCAGUCACCUGGUCGGCGGCCUGCAGCCCAACAGCGAGUACAGCGUUCAGAUCCAGGCAGUCAACGCCAUCGGCUGCGGCCCGUCCAGCCCGCCGUUGCUCGCGAGGACGCGGCCCCUGCCCCCGGCCCCGCCCCCUCUGGAGUGCGCCGCCGCCGGUCCGCAGAGCCUCAAGCUGAAGUGGGGCGAGAACGCCAGCAACCCUCGCUCCUCCCCGAUGGCCGACGACGUUUACUACACGCUGCAGAUGGAAGACAAAAACCACCGGUUCGUGAGCAUCUACCGGGGCCCCAGUCACACCUACAAGGUCCAGCGGCUGACCGAGUCCAGCAGCUACACCUUCAGAAUACAGGCCAUCAGCGACGCCGGCGAGGGCCCCUACUCGGAUUGCCAAACAUUCUGCACCACCAAAUCCGUGCCCCCCGCCCUCAAAGCUCCCAAGGUGCACCAGCUGGAAGGGAACGCGUGCGAAAUCACGUGGGAGUCCAUCCCGCCGAUGAGAGGGGACCCCGUGAGCUACGUGCUGCAGGUGCUGGUGGGCCGCGAGUCGGAAUACAAGCAGGUUUUCAAGGGCGAGGAGGCGGCCUUCCAGAUCUCGGGCUUGCAGGGCAACACGGACUACCGCUUCCGCGUGGGCGCCUGCCGCCGCUGCCAGGACUCGUGCCAGGAACUGUGCGGUCCGCUCAGCCCCUCGUCCCACUUCACGCCGCGGCGCCAGGAGGCCUCGGGACCCGGCGGGAUGGCGGGGGGCGGAGCCUGCGCCCCUUGCGCCGGCCCCGGCCGCGGGGGGGCGGCGGCGGGCCUGAUGUCCAGCGACGAGCGCUUCGCCGCUCUCAUCAUGUGCGCCUUCGCCGGCCUCUCCUUCCUCAUCGCCUGCUUUCUGCAGUACUUCUUCAUGAAGUGAGGGAAUCUCUUUUUUAUUAUUUUGAUUUUUUUUUUACAACAGGAUAGAAAGAGAAGGCGAAACCCAAGAGAAACUUUUUUUAUAACAGAUCGUCAAGAAAAAAAACACUUGAGACGCUCUUCUUCUUCUUCUCCUCAAGGCUUCCAUUUCAGUGCGUUUUCUUUUUGUAGCCGAGCUGUACCUCCGCGCCGAGGGCGAGAAAAUUCAUCCACAAGCCUUAAAAUAGCCGCGAGCAGUCGCUCAAGACUGACUUGCAUAUUUUUUUUAUUUUUUUGUUUUUUUUUUUUUCAUAUUUGAUUAGAGGACGUGUAUAUUUCCUGGUUCAUUGCCUUAAUUAGAUGUCUUUUUAUUGACAUUUUUUUUUUUAAUUGCUGCAGUCUUUAUCCACUCAGCCAUAUUCUAAUGUAAGCAUUCAAAGCUUUAGCCGCGCAUAUUGGUUGACACACACACACACACACACACACACACACUUUUUUGUGCGUGGACUAAUGACUCAACCGAUGCCACGCGUGCAGCCGCUCCGCUUUCUUUACGCUCGCCAAAGUGAUACAAUCCACGUGUGAUGUACGAUGCUGCUAUCCUUUGAUUUGUUUUUUUUUGUUUGUUUCUUUAGAAUGGAAAGCCAGUUAUCUAAUAUAAGUAUGAAAUAGAAAUAUAUAUAUAUACAGAGAGAGCGAGCGAGAGAGAGAGAGUUAGAAAUACACACACAUAUCCAAUAUCCACGAUCGCGUCGAAAGUGACGGCGUCGGCAGGUGGGACGGGCUGAUUCGGGAUCAGAUCGCAAGCCAAUCGGAGCAUUAAACUGGAUUGGGGAUUUCACGCAGACAUCCUGCAAAAUAAUACCGCUUUUGCCUUUUACAGGGAAUUUGCACCCCCCCACCACAACCACCCCCAUGGGACUCAGGAUGUGUUCAUACGUGAUCUGAACACAUCACAUCUAAAAGUCAAUUUUGCUGCGUCUCGAACCGCAUUUCAAACGGUGACACGGCAUUCUGACAUUUACAUGCGUCAGACACGACUGUCACCGUUUUUUACAGCACCUCUGUAAAACAUUUUUCCUAUUCCACUUUCACCCCACUGUGAAAUUCCUGGCAGUGUGAAAGACUUUCACACGGAGAUUGUGCAAAAAUCGGCACAUCGGAGUCGUAACAGAUGACCUUGCAUUUAUUCGCUUUUUGCCUUCCACACGGGACUCGGUGAAGAAAAUUCCCCGGGGGGGCGGAAUUGCCACGUCACAGCAAAACAUUGGCCUUUGCCAUCCGCCACAGACCCCAUUGAAGAAAAUUCCCUGGUUUUUAAGCAGUAAUCUGAAAGGGCCUUUCACACAGAGAACCUGCAAAAUUCCCACAUCAGAGCCAAAAGAUCCGACUUUGCCUUUCACACCAAACCCAGCGAAGGCAGGAUAUCGUCACAACUUUCACAGACACAAUGUCUGAUGACAAAAGUCCUCGGAAAAUGACCAAAUCAUCGCAGUCACUUAACAGGACGGGCGAAAUCAAGUCCCGCUUUUAUCGGCAUUCCCAAACACACGGGGGCGACAUCCCGCCUGCAUUUCGGUUCUGUUACUACCUCCAAAGGCGGAAAAACCGCCGGAUGAACGGCAUCGGUCCCGCCUUUGUGGCAUUCCCUUUAUGAGGGCAACCUGGCGAGAAAAAAUGGUCCGGGUCGACGUGAAAUGUUCAAACUCGACGCAUCCCGCUUGUUUACGGCAUAGAGUGGUGCAAAGGGGUAUCGUCGUUGUGUAAAAAAAUGAAAGCCCGUCCCCCCACCGUUGUGCCUCUUCUUUUUAAGGAAUCCACCUGUCUUUUUUAAUUUUUAAUUUUAUUUUUUUUAAUCCCACCUCUCCUCCAACGAACGAUACACAGGGCAUUCUGAACACCAUCCCUCUAAUAAUCACAAAGCCAAGGUACACGGCCCAUAGAGGUCACCCUGACCCGUAUGAAAUGGAGUCCGCACAUAUGAGGGCUGUAACGUACAUCAGGGAAAUCCGAAAAAAAAAAAACAAUUGUUUAAAAAAAAAACCAAACGAUCCAUUAACCCUCCUGUUAGGUUGUUUUCUCAGGAACAACAACAAUGUUCCCGGGUCAGUUUGACCCCCCGGCUACGCUUCCUGAUAAAAACGCCUGCCAGUAAACAUUUUUAACUGCUUUCCUUGCACAUAUUUCAAAACGAAGCUUUGUAAAGUUUCGUUGGAAUGAAAUGCGGCUUGGAGAUCUUUAACCUUACAAUGGGUCGAUUUGACCCGGGCUAGGUUUCAUGUUCUAAAUGUGUUGUGAUCCCGAAUUACAGCUCUUUAUGAGCAGUUAGCGAUACAAAUAUGUCCAACUGAACCAUUUCAAUCGGCUAUCGAGGAAAAGUUUCAUUGAGACUAGCUCAUAAACUAUGAAAUAGGUCAAUUUGACCCAGGCUGUUUAUUUUCCAAACGCAUUCUGAUAAACAUUGGUCACUAUUUUAUUUAAAUAUGUCAAAGAAAAUAAUAAUCAUGUCUUUUAAUGUGACGUUUCAUAGCAAAAAAAAACUUUUAAAAACCACCCAAAAUGUUUUUGUAGCUCUACAACUUUAACAUGGGUCAACUUGACCCAGCCGAUGUUAAAUGUUCUUAAAGCAUUCUCCUGAAUCUUAGAAUUUGUUGAAAAUAUGUCAAUUGAAAAUCAAUCUGAACAAUUUGUAGUGCUUCAACUUUUAAAUGGGUCAAUUUGACCCAGCAAUGCUUGAUGCUCGAAAAGCAUUCCAAGAAACUUUUUUGGUUGAUAAUGUCAAAGUGAAUCAUUCCCAUUGUCUCUUACUGAGAAGUGGCGUUGCAGAAAAACUUUUUCCACCCUGAAUUGGGCAUAUUUGACCCGCAAUGUUGAGUAGUCCAACCAUACGUACAGCACAUUUGACAAUAAAGUUGUAUUCAAUUCAAUAACUUGUAAACCAUUCUCAUUCCACAUACCGUAUGUCAAAAUUAACCAUUUUUAUACACUGUUGAUAUGAAAUUUCAUAGCGAAUUAAAACAAAAUAUUUGCGGUUUAUUUUUCCGUCACAUGGGUCAUUUUGACCCAAACUAUGCUCCGUUUUCCAAAAACAUUGUUGGAGCUCAGUCGCUGAUGCCGAGUUGUAUAGCGAAAAGCUGGUGUUUGGUUUGGAGUGGGUCACUUUGACCCCCCCAACAUAACAGGAGGGUUAAAAAGACUGCCCCCCCCCCCCACACCCCACUCUCACCCUUCUCAUCUUCCUCUCCACUUUUUGCGUCUCGGUCCUCUUCGGAUGCCGUGCCUUGACAGCAUCUUGCGUGGUUAACUCGCUCCGAUAAUUUUUUUUAAUUUUUUUUUUUUUUUUUUUUUUUGCCAAAGUUGAUGGGAACAUGAUGGUAAUUUUUUUUUUGUAGUUUUCCUUUAUUUAUACUAUAUAUUUGCAUACAGUACUUUACAAUGCCAAUUACAGUGCAAUCUUCAUUUAUUUAUUGUUUAAAAAAAGAUUCAGAGAUGAGUGUAGUUAUAUACUAAUUUUUUUUUCCUUUCCUUUUCCUCGUAGCAUGUUUUUGGGGUGUUAGAAUGAUAUUUUUGUUUGUUUUGUUUUCGUUGUCGUUUUUUUUUUUUUUUUUUUUUUUAAGGCCAGCAUUCCUUCUCUCUCAGUAACCCUUCAAGUAUUUUCUUACAGUUGUUGGGAUCCCGCAGUUAUAAAACCUGUAACCAAAUACAUUAUGUACUGUUCUGUCUGGGUGGGGGGGUGGGGGGGGGUGUUUUUUGUUUUUAAAAAAAAAUUUCAUCUCUUGUAUGGGCCGUGCUCGGCUGAGUCGUCAUCUGUUCAUGCUUCUUGAAACAUGUAGCAAAGACAAAUGUGCCUGCCUUUGGCUUCUUUCAUUUUUUUUUCUGUUGGGGAGGGGGGGCGGGGAGGGAUUAGAAUGAAUCUUCUUCUGAUAUUUGAUUUUAUUUUUUUGCCAAAGGGCAGGCGUUACUCUGUUCUGACCAAGGGUUCUGUGAUAUUCUUCUGUAACGACACAGCAGCAUGACUAUUAUUUUUUUAUGAUUGUUAUUGUUACUAUUACUCUGAUGAAAAGGACAAAAAAAAAAAAGCAACGUUAACUCGAUCUGUGAUUUAUGCUUAUUUUCAAUAUUAUCAUUCGUUUGUUUUUUUUUAAGCAAAAUGUGCCUUUGUCGAUAGAUGUCCCCCCCCCACCCUCCCCCUCCUAAAGAGAAGAGGAGGACAAUCUUGUACCAGUAGAGACCAACGAAGGCGGGGUGGGGCAAAGAGGAAAUAAAAAAAAAAGGCUCCAAACAAUCACACAAGCGACGAGCGCAGGCAGGCAAAUUUCUUGACGAGUUUUUGCUCGGCGUAGCGAGUAGUAAUGAGUGUUUUGUAUCCAGUAUUUUUAUUUUUUUUUUUGAUAUAAGAUGAUAUACAGUACAGAGAUAUGGAUAGAGCUAUAGAGGUGAUAAGUACAUUUACGACUAACCUAAGUUGAAGCACUUUUUUAUAUCACCGCGAGCAUUCGUAGUCUUGAUGGGCGGGGCUUUUACAGUAUAUUGAUCCAAAACACUACUGCCAGGCUGUUCACGUUCGUCGCUCGCGUGUUAUUUUAUUCAUUUUUGUUGUUGUUGUUGUUGCGUGUUUUGUUGUGUCACGUAAGGCAAACUGUGCGUGGGGAGGGGGGUGGGGGCAUCAGAAGGGAUUUUAGGCAGUCAGAUUAAAAAAUUCGGAAUCAACCUCGAACGGGAUUUUAGCUUUACAGGCGAACUUGAUUUGACACUCUAGAAACUUUUUUUUUUUUUUUGGGACAACUUGCUGUUUUCUGAAUGGCCCAUUUCACCAUAUGUUUUUUUCCAAGACAAUGUGCAAUGUCUACGCCUUUCUGUGAGUCUUCCAGUCUUAUCUUGCAUCCUGCUGAUUACCAAGGAUGUCCAGACGUGUCCUUCCAAAAGACUGCGUGCCCAAAAAUUCAUGGCCGACUUUGUUUACCGGUAAUUAAUUUUUUUUUCAUGCUAUUAAUAUUUUUUUUUGUUUGCUUACAACCUUUUUGACAAUGACACGCGCUACUUACUUAAUGCAACAAAUGACAUUUAAAGGGAAGUUAAAUCGUGAAAUUAAUGUUAUGUGAAGAUAAUGUUCAUAAUUUCUCAAGAAUAACACAAGAAAUGGCUUUUUGUCAAUGUCUGGAUUUUUUUAAUGUAAAUUUUUUGUAAUACUUAUUUUGGUGGGAUAGAGUCCAUCAAGUUUUUGAGAUAUUUUCACUUUUAAUUUUGACGUUAAUGUGUUGCUGAAUUUAACCCUUAAUUCAGAAAUAUUAUGAAAUAUAUUACCAUAUUACAUUAAAUAGGAAACAAAAACAAGGUCAAAUUCGGAAUCGGGGCCAAACGUUUCGACAACAAAAAAAAAUUGCGCUUUAAUCAUGAAAACUUGUUGACCAUCAUUAUCAAGUGAACAAGAAAGGAAACAAGGGAGUCAUAUCAACACGCAGCUUCGGAUUUUACAACAUUCAGAGGAAAUCACAAUGCCCCCCCCCCCCUCCAUGAGCAAUUUUCAGAAUUUACCCAUGGGCUACUAGCACCAAUUUGGUUGUACACUCGAUAUAUGUACUUUAAAUAUAUUAAUAUGCAUUCAUUGAAAAAAAAAAUUACAAAUCGGACUGGAUUUUGGGGUGGCCAUUGCCCCUGUGACUAGAAUAGCGCCGCCCCUGUAAGCGAGCAACAGCACAAUCUGGUCUUCAGCUUGCGAACCAAAAUUAUCCCAACCUGUGUAUUUUAUCGAGUCGUUACGAUUCGAAAUUUUGCUGGUAUGUGAUCAGUGAAAAACUAUUUCCAAGUAGCGGAUGAAAAGUGGACGGCAAGCCGUAAGUCAGUCCGGCCCUUCAAGAACAGCAAGUUGUGUUUUGAAGCAUUUCAAAAUUGACAGAAGUGUCAAAUGAAGUUCACCCGUAAAGGUUUUGAGUGCGUUCUCGGUUCAUCCUAAAAUUUCACACGAUAUUCUUUUCCUUUUUGUUCGGCAAGUUAGUCCCCUCAUUUUUUUGUUUGUUUUAAAUUGCGAACCCAACAUGUGACACAGCAGGUGUCCUGUCCUUAAACGGUCCUUUUUGUGUGGCAGGUUACUCACCUAUUACAUUACAGAUAUAUUUUUUAUUAUUAUUAUAUACAUAUAUUUUUUUUAAUUCCAUUUAAGAAACAUGAUUUGUCCAUGCAGCACCUAAACCAUCCUCCUCACCCUACAAACACACACACACACACGCCUGUGCCUUUUGAUCUUUUUUUUUUUUUUUUUUUUUUAAUUUUGUAUGUUGUUGUUUUUUUGGGGGGGUGGAUUUGUUUGUUUUUUGCAGCGACCAGAGAUUUUUUAUUAGUUUUUUUCCAGACUGAGCAAUUGGCCACAGGGUGCAGAAACACACAAAAGUGAAAAUGAAUCAAAACUUGUUUUUUUUUUUUACCUCACGGUUUUAAGAGUGAACAUUCCAGGUUGUCAUGGUCUACGAAUUUGAUUUUUUUUUUUUUUAAAAGAGAAAUUCAUGCAUUUCUUCUUGUAUUGUAAAUGUUAGACAAUUUCAUAUGCAUUAUAUAAAAAGAAACUGCCAUAUCAAUUUUAAUGUAUAGAUUUUUUUGCAAAUACUACCCUAUGUAUGUAAGACGUAACUGUAUCGGUAGCGUAUAUAUAAUAUAUUUAUGCCCAAUAAAUGUUUAAUUUUUUUUUCCUUUUUCUGA
Hippocampus zosterae (dwarf seahorse) is the source of this 10580-nucleotide messenger RNA. Its product is annotated as fibronectin type III domain-containing protein 3B-like. Gene Ontology annotation, molecular function: protein binding. Lineage: Eukaryota; Metazoa; Chordata; Actinopteri; Syngnathiformes; Syngnathidae. The transcript is spliced from 27 exons. The coding region runs from base 250 to 3909 and encodes 1219 amino acids. The record is from RefSeq and is a predicted model, not a curated record.